Molecule: messenger RNA, 1601 nt
Organism: Anopheles cruzii
Lineage: Eukaryota; Metazoa; Arthropoda; Insecta; Diptera; Culicidae
Gene: Timp
Product: tissue inhibitor of metalloproteinase
Exons: 4
Coding region: 544-1188 (214 amino acids)
Biological process (GO): negative regulation of endopeptidase activity; negative regulation of membrane protein ectodomain proteolysis
Cellular component (GO): extracellular matrix
Molecular function (GO): metalloendopeptidase inhibitor activity; protease binding
Source: RefSeq, a predicted model, not a curated record
UCAAAAAUUCGGACGUAUUCAGAUUCAGAGCCGUUUCAUGCUGAAGUGUUUCGUCCUCGGCGUAUUAUUAACGUGUGUUGUGUGAACGAAGAAAACUCGGAAGAUAAGUCCAAGCAAGCAUUGAAGUGUUUUUUUGGUGGCACGAGAAAGAGGUGCCUUUUCUGCAGCAGGAUCGUGCGGCGCAUGCCGGUGACUUGAGAAGACGUAAUAAUCUGUACCGCGACAGUGUGUGUGAACGGUUUUUAUCUGCCGCGGCCGGUUACUAGUGCGCGGGGCGAAGCAAUAAACAACGGUGGCAGGUGCUACGAAAGUACCGCCGCUACAUUGCACUUUACUACGUGUCGGCGACGGCGGUGUGUUCUGAGGUGUGCAAAGAUCAAGGACGAUCGUCCACACGCAGCUCCUCUGCCGACAGUUUUCGAGGUGAACCUCAACCGGUGAAGUCACCAGCCGGGCGUGUCUCCCCUAUCAGCGAGAAUCCUGCGACAAUUCGUCCGAAAGCAAACGAUUUGCCGACCCGUGUUGAAUACAGUGUCUGACGCAAUGAAGGCAACUCAUCUACCGCUGAUGGCGGCCUCCGUCCUGGUGUGCGGGGCCGUGCUGAUGGCGCUCCUGCCCCCGGUGGAAGCUUGCAGCUGCUACCCGGUGCACCCGCAGACCGCUUUCUGCGAGUCCGACUACGUGAUCGUGGUUCAGGUCGUGCGUCAAACGGUGUCAAAAAACAGAAUGCACGCAUACAAGAUUGCAAUCAAGAAGGAGUACAAGAUGUCCGAAGAUGCACGGGAAGGAUUGCGCCACGGCAAGCUGUACACCGCACAGGAUGAAGCUCAGUGCGGCGUUAAGCUCGAGCCGAACAAGGUGUACGUGAUCGCGGCCAACACCCCGAUGGUGGGGCUCUGUAACUUCGUGCGGCCGUACUCCAACCUGACGAUCGUGGAAAAGCGUGGACUUGCCGGCGUCUACCGUAAGGGUUGCGGGUGCAACAUUGAGCCGUGCUUCGGACCGAAGUGCAUCGUGAAGCCGAAAACCUGCAACUGGUCACCGUUACUGCCGAAGGGUCAGUGCGAAGAGAGCUACGGGUCGUGCGUGCCGGCCGGACGGGCGCAGGAGAAGGGAUUCCCGACCAAGUGCCACUGGCGUCGAUCGCCCCGGUUCGGGGAGUGCGUCGCCAAAAACGGAGGCAAAUAGAGGUUGUGACCGUACACCGCGCCGCGUAAUAUUGUUGUUAUGAACGUUUGUAAUUUUAUGAUCCCUCCCUCGAAUCCUUGUGACGCUCGAUCGGUCGGUCGGACCCAGCCGGCACAGAACGGUUUAUUUAUCACGCCCCUUUCCAACCCCCAUCCCCAUACCAUUGAUGUAAAGCGUAUGUUUUAUGUUCAUUGUGGGCCAAUGCACACCACACCCCGAGAGCGCCGUUGGCCGAUGAAUGUAAAUUAUUUUCCGUUUAAGUACAAAUUAGCCAUCAUGUAAGCGUAAAUUAAACGGAGGGCAGCGCCGGCAGCAGUCGGUCGGUCGGUCGGGUCCGGUGUCUCCGGCCCGGCGCACUGUCCCGGCUGCCCGGUGUGCGGUGAACAAUUUUUGCACAAUAUACAUUGUAAAAU